CUCUCUAAAGCCUGGCUGAUAGAGACAGAGAAAGAAAGAGAAGGAGGGGGAGAAAACACAGAUUAUUAUUCACAACCGUGUUGGAUUUUUAUGGCGCUCGGAGCGGAGUCGCCGCGGACACAUCCGGCCGCCGCGCGGACCCUCCGUCCAUCCAGCCCCCGCUCCCCGGGACCCACAACACCGAGCAGAAAGGCGUGUUUUCCGCUUUAAUUCCCCACAGUGACGCCGGGACUUGGCGUUGAUGUGUGCGUGUAGGUCAUCCAUCGAAAAGCAGCUUUGGUGAGGCAGCCUGCAGCCUUUCCACGGAGGAUAUAUCUCUCCCCCCUUUUUUUUUUUUAAUGAGGAUUUGCAAGAUGGCUGAUGACAGCUAUCCCUAACAAGGACAGAAAUGCGACGUCCCCUUUAAGAUGGUAUAUUUUUAUAUUUUCUACUAGUCAGAUACACACAGACGAGCCGCUUUUUGAAAAAAAAAGUAAUGAGAGAAGAGGGGAUUUGCAGCCUGUACCUGUGUGGGAAAUGGAGAGGUGACGUCUGAGCUGAUUUAUUUAAUCGAGAUAAGGAAGUGGAUAAAUAUGUUGUUGGCUAAAGGCUGAAGGCCACACGAAGACCAAAGUUUUUUUGUUUGUUUGUUUUGCUUUCUUUUUGUUUUUCGUUUUCUUUUUUUAUAAGAAACGAAAACUGGGAGCAAACAUCCUUUUGUGUGUGUGUUGUGUGAGUGUGUGUGUUGGGGGGAGAUAUUUGAUAGAUGAGUCGGAGGAGGAGUGGGGGGGAAGUAAAAGGUUCAACCAGCAGCCAACAUUCCUGCGGAUCCUUAAAAGCCUUUGUUUUGUGCGCAGGAGCCGGACUCGACCAUUAAAACGAUUAACUAUGCAGUAAACAACCUCCCGAUAUGAUGGCCCGGCUAUGAUUUGCUGUUUAAUGAGAUUAUAAGGCCCUUUGUUGUCGACAGCGAGCUGGAGGAAAAGCCGAGGCCUUGUGUACAGAUAUGCGGAGCUGCGUGCCACAUCCGAGGCUUCGCACACAGACGUCGCUUUUAUGUGGAAUUGAAGGGCUGGAGGCUCCCGUUUCAUCCAUCUGACCUGUAAAACAGCAUUUCUACCCCCUCCAGUUUCCCCCUACGAGCUGUCGCUGCGUGUAUGUAUAAUUAAAACCUGCUCGGCUCGGAUACUUAUUUAUGAUUCAGCGGACAAAAGCAUCGCGCUGCGCCGGGAUUAUUUUUAAAGGGAAUCAAGCGUCCUUGAGGUUCCUGAUAGAAACAGAUUCAGGUUUUUCCACAGCUCUCUCUCUCUCUCUCUCUCUUGCUGUGUGCGAAUAGUAAUCAGGGUGUGGACUCCAGGCAAGUCCCUUUCUCAUGCUUUUCAUGCUUGGUUUGUUGGUCUGAAUUGGCCCACAGUCAAUCAUAAUCCGAAGGGCACAAACGGAUCAAGUGUCUUCUGCCCCCCCCUCCAAUGUGCUCCACAGAGAUUGAUUCACCUAAUGGCCGUGGAGGUAAUUGUAUAGAUAUUUAAUUCUCUGUGCCUUGUUUGCAUAUCAUGGUUUACCUGUAGCAGACAGGCUUUUUUGCUUCCUGUAGGCCUAUAAACACACACACACCAACACACACGAGCUGUGAAGGCAGGCCCAGUGUGUGAGUGUCAUUGAGAGGAAAAGGAAAGCACCCUUUACUGUAAUCUGGAUAACGUCAGCCCCUGCUGCGUGUGUUGAAAUCACCAAGGUGUUGUCAUCCUCGCCCGAAGCCUUCUCCGGUCAGUUUUCUGGAAUUUGCCUUCAUGCUGCAGUAAUAAGCAAUACUCAUCGCCUGUCAGGGACACUUGUCUGACCUGGUCACAAGGGUUGGUAAAAACAGACGGAUCUUUCUGGACGGCAUCGGAUCUGUUUUUAUCUUUUUUUUUUUCCCCAAAAAAAACUCUCUCUGAGAGUGUCAGGUUUCCCGUGAGAGACUGAGAGAGAGGCCCGGAGGUCUGGACAACGUGGAAAACAGUUAGUGUAUGCCUGCCUGCACCAUGAUGGCCUCUGACAUGGUUGAGACGUGGAGGAACUGUUUCGAGGAGGAGCUCAUCUGCCCCAUCUGCCUGCACGUGUUCUCAGAUCCCAUCCAGCUGCCCUGCAAGCACAACUUCUGCCGGGGCUGCAUCAGCGAGGCCUGGGCCAAAGACUCCUCGCUGGCCCGCUGCCCCGAGUGCAAUCACGCUUACACCCAGAAGCCCAGCCUGGAGAAGAACCACAAACUGUCCAACAUAGUGGAGAAGUACAACGCUCUGACGGUGGAAAAGGCCACCACGCCGGCGCUGCAGUGCAUCCUGUGCCGCCGGGGCCCGCCGCUCCCCGCCGUCAAGGUGUGCCUGCGCUGCAAUGCCCCGUGCUGCCAGUCCCACGUCCAGACGCACCUGCAGCAGCCGUGCUCGGCCCUGGGGCACCUGCUGGUGGAGGCGGAGGCGGUGAAGGCCUGGACCUGCCCGCAGCACGACGAGUACCGGCUGUAUCACUGCGAGGCCGAGCAGACGGCGGUGUGCCAGUACUGCUGCUUCGCCCGCUGCCACCCCAGCCACGGCCACGCCGUCAGCGACGUGGAGCUGCGGCGCAACGACAUCAGGCAAAACCUCUUGAGACAGCAGGAGCGUUUGGAGGAGCGAGUGCAGGAGAUUGAAGAGCAGCUCUGCAAACUCGACUCUGACAAGUGUGUCGUGGAGGACCGGGUGUGUGAGCUGAAGGAGGAGGUGCGCCUGCAGUACCAGCGGAUGCACCAGCUCCUGGAGGAGGACCUGGGCCGCACGCUGGAGGCCCUGGACCGGGCCCAGGCCCGGUUCUGCCAGGAGAACGCCGCCCAGGUUCUGGUCCUGGGGGAGCAGCGCCACGAGGCCCAGAAGCUGCUGAGCUCCAUCAACACGGCCUUCGGUAAAGCCGAGGAGCUGAGCUUCAUGAAAAACACCAAGCCGGUGAAAAUCCUCACAGACAGGUCUCAGGCGUGCGUUGGCAGCAGCCUCCCGCCGUACAAAGUCGGGAAUCUGAACUCCAAACUGUUCCUGUCGGAGAUCUCCAAACGAGAGAAGAGCUUGAAGAGAACGCUCGAAGCUCCCCUCACGCCCCCCUCCAGCUUCCUGCAGUCUGUCCCCGCCUACCCCAGCGGGCAGAGCGCCGCCUCCGGAGCAGAGAAACGAAAACAUUCCACCGCCUUCCCGGAGGGGAACGGGAACGCGGGAAAAACCGCCGCCCCGGGUUUCAAAGACUCGUCGUCCUCUUCCUCCUCUUCCUCCUCCUCCUCCUCCUCUUCAUCUUCCUCCUCGUCGUUGGCCAAGCAGCCCUACCUGGGCUCCGGCUCCGCCCCCGGAGAGGGCCAGUCCUCCAAUCAGCAGCCCCUCGGGCCGUGCGGCCCGCCCCACAUCGGCGAGGGCGGCGGCACGGGCAGCGGCGGCGGCGGCUCGCUCUCCAACCACCACUCGGGCUCCGUGUUCGGCUCCUCGCACUUCCCGCCGGGCGGCAGCGGCUCGUCGCACUCCUCCCAGCAGGCCGUGCUGCCGCAGUACGGCGGCCGCAAGAUCCUGGUGUGCACGAUGGAUAACUGCUACUGCUCCGGGGUGCCCUCGGUGUCGGGCCACCGCGGCCACCCGCCGUACCCGCGGUCGGGCUCCUUCCCCUGGGUCAGCGCGCAGGACUACCCCCCUCCGCCCGGCCUGGCCUCCGGGGGGCCGUCCAUGCAGGGCCUGGCGGUGAGGGACUGGAUCGACGCCUCACAGACACACAGACAUGCGGAUUUCUACGGGCUGUACGGGCAGCCCUCGACAAAGCACUACGUCACCAGUUAACAGAGCUGGUGCACAAACACACACACAUACACACACAUUCAUAUAUAGACAGGCACUGAAAUAGCACAUCUCUACCGUCUUAUUAACCGGAGAAACACACGAUGCAGUUAUAGUCCACAUACCAGAAAAUAAAUGUUUAUAUGCGCACACACACACACACACACACACACACACACACACACACACACAGAUCUAGUACAUGUACACAUUCGGGGGCAGGGUCGAUCUCCUCGUGUUUUCAUUUUCCACCCGUUCUUUACUUUCGCUCAGUGUUUCAUGUAGUGUAUUAUACGUAAAAUGCGUAGACGGCCGGACGGUCACCGUGGCUCGGCUCGGCUCAGCAUUUCCACUCAGAAGGACGAGAGCGGCCUGAACAGAAGAGGGUGAGGUGCAUCUUAUUAUUUAUAGAGUAGGAGGCAGAUUGAUAGAAUAUACCUUUUUUUUUUUUUUUUUUUUUGUCCUCAUGCUUCUUCAAGGCUUGCUCUCGCUAAAAGGGAAAAACUGGAUAAAACCAUGAAGUGUUUCUCUGAUAUAAUCACACCCUUCAGUUGUUCGGAGGUCGAUUGCCUUAUGUCAGCGUCACGUUUUCUCCUCUGCAUAGCCCACUUUGUUUGAUCUGAACGAGGGCCGCAGUCCUCCCGGUUUGUCUCCGUUAUUAUUCCUUCAUGGCAAUUCUUCCUUUCUUUGCUGAGUUCAGGGACGGAUCAUACAGCUUGAACACAAAAAAAAAAAAAAAAAAAAAACGCUCUUCCAUGGAACUCCCACAAUGCACUUGUGGACGCCUUGCUAUGCCCGGACUACCGAUGCUGACCCACAGAGGGACAAUAGAGCUGCGUCCAGGGGGCCAGUCGAUGCUUCUCCUCCCCUCCGCCUCGCAGCAUUUCUGAGAGUUUUUUUUUUUUUUUUUUUUUUUUUUUUCCUCCCUCUACAGAGGAACCGAGAAUCUCACUAAAGACGGUUUCCGUUUAGUUUCGGACUUUGUGCUGUUUGGUACACGUGACGGUUUCACGCUCGUCAGCAGAGACUCUUGAUUGCCGGAGAGAAGAAAAACAAAAAAACAAGACUGGAUAGACCAAACCAAUCAAGCAUCUGGAUGAUCUGAGGAUGCUGUAAUUGUACUUCCUGCAGGGCAACGAUGUCACUUCCUCAAUAAGCACACGAGCUCUUGGCUUCCUGUCGGCGGCUGAAAGCACGCAAGGAAGAGAGGUUUUUUUUUUUUCUUUUUCUUGUUUUUUAAGAAAAAGCUACUCAAAAGGAGAACAAUGGGGCAAAUGAAAACUGAAUGCUGUUUCGAAACGAGUUUGUGAAAGUAAAAAAAAAAAAAAAAAAAGAGCGGGAGGAACUUUUUUCAUGAACUUUUUCUAAAAGAACGAGACCGGACUGCGAGAUGUAAGCAAUGGUUCAUCA
Molecule: messenger RNA, 5210 nt
Organism: Salarias fasciatus (jewelled blenny)
Lineage: Eukaryota; Metazoa; Chordata; Actinopteri; Blenniiformes; Blenniidae
Gene: trim8b
Product: tripartite motif containing 8b
Exons: 5
Coding region: 1989-3803 (604 amino acids)
Source: RefSeq, a predicted model, not a curated record